AUGUGGCAAAACUUGCGGUCAUGCCACGUGUGCUGUGAACUGCCUGUAUCAUUAGACUUUUCCAUGCUUGAUCUCCUUGUUGGUGUUGUAGUGUGGGAACCUGGGGAGGGCCGCAGCAUGCGGGUCCUUGCGGGGUCUGCAAAGAGCUGGCAGGCAGUGGUGGUGUGCCAUCAUAUGCGUAUGCACACAAACCAUGCUGAAUCAAGCUGGGUGUGGCACCUGGCCCCACGGGAAGGAGUGUGGAAUAAACGGCUGAGUACUGAGCGGGCAAGGCUGCAGCGAGCUGAUGGAGCAUGGGACAGGAAGGGGGGGGGGAUCAACAGUUUGGGUGGGCACCAAGUAUUACCUGUUUUGCUCAUUUUUGAUAGGCCCAUUUGUAACAUAGGUUUUGCCUGA
Molecule: messenger RNA, 396 nt
Organism: Ostreobium quekettii
Lineage: Eukaryota; Viridiplantae; Chlorophyta; Ulvophyceae; Bryopsidales; Ostreobiaceae
Source: the annotation of a GenBank genome assembly